Messenger RNA from Malaclemys terrapin pileata, 8391 nucleotides. RefSeq lists its product as uncharacterized. Gene Ontology annotation, biological process: positive regulation of T cell proliferation; cell surface receptor signaling pathway; cellular response to lipopolysaccharide. Lineage: Eukaryota; Metazoa; Chordata; Testudines; Emydidae. The record is from RefSeq and is a predicted model, not a curated record. Gene Ontology annotation, cellular component: external side of plasma membrane. The transcript has 7 exons. Bases 3123 to 4046 code for a protein of 307 amino acids.
GAAUAUUUCAGACUUUACUCAAAUACACACUUACAGCCGAUUCUCAUUAAAAAGGUCUGAACUACAGUCCUUUUGAUUUUCAACUAACAAUUUCUUCAUCCGCAUGGGAUCAGAUGCACUGGAGUUCACUAAGAGAUCACAAGACAUAUCCAAAGUGUCUAGGGACAAGAGUUUGUCUGCCACCCCCCUUCAGAGAUCAACUGCACAGCUGUUCUGUCCGGCAGAUUCAGCUACCCAGCCUUCCCUCUGAACCUGAGACACAAACUGUUCACUUACAAUGUCAGUAUGGAGACGUUCCUGUUUUGACAACAUUGUCACCCCAAACUGCUGGCCAAGCACAGCCUUUUGGUUGUGGGACUGUUCAAACUCCCUAACAAUUUGCAGUCCAUCUGAAACCUCCUUCGAGCUAUCCAUACUGGAUCUUUCUAAAGCAAGUUCAGUAUGUCCAUAUCCAUCUGAAAGUCUUUGGCCACUAGGGGUACGUCUUCACUACCCACCGAUACGGCGGGUAGCAAUCGAUUUAUCUGGGAUCGAUACAUCGCGUCUCGUUAAGACGCGAUAUAUCAAUCCCCGAACGUGCUCACCGUCGACUCCGGAACUCCACCAGAGCGAGCGGCAGUAGCGCAGUCGAUGGGGGAGCUGCGGCCGUUGAUCCCGCGCCGUGUGGACCCCAGGUCAUUCGAUCCAAGAUACUUCGACUUCAGCUACGCUAUUCCUUACUCACACACACAAUUCCAUUGACGUCACUGGGACGGCUCGUGUGGAUGUGUUCCAGGAAAUGGCAAGCCGUUUGCUGACCCGAUAGUGCUGCUCGAGUGUCUGUUCACUUCAGUAUAAAAUGUCCACUUGCUUUAAAACAUGCCAGCCAGGAUUCAUCUCCCAUGCUGGUGCAGAGCAUGGUUUUCAUCUCUGUCAAGAAACAGGGUGAAGUCUCCCUCCACCCACAGAGCACUGUGCCACUCAGGCUGUCUCUGUGGCAAGGGACAUAGGAGUGGGAGAGGCAGUGGGCCUGGGCCAUGGAAAAUAGGCUUGGGAAAACCCCUGCAAUGGCUACUUGGCUGCUCCAUAUACCUUGGAUACAGGGGUGGGGGGAGGAUUCCAUCCUCUCAACCCCGUGCAUAGGCCCCUGGACAAAGCCUAUUUAUCUGGGCAUUGUGUUGGAGAACAAAAACUUGCUCUUGUGUGGCCAAAGGUUGACAGAGUCAGGAGUUGAACCCAGGACUCCCAUAUUUCCUGUUCUAGACCAAACUCUCCAGCCUCCCUGUUCCACUCAAGGUGUGUUCAUCCCCAAACUUCCCAAGCAGCAACUCCUAUAUAUUGGAGUCUGAGUUUGGGAUUUCUUUUUCAAUCCUCUGCCUUCUGCUGGUGGAUACACAACCAUGUUGAGCCAGUUCUGUCACAGGGGCCCACUUGGGAUCCCAGUACUACGUGCUAGGAAUUAGCAACCAUGGGCCAGAUCGUCCAAGGUAUUUAGGCUCCUAAAUCAAUGAAAUCAGUGCAGGUUAUACAACUAAAUGCCUUUGAGGAUCUGGGCCCAUUUGCCUGAGAACAUGACCGUACAAUAGAUCACUUUGAAAUGUGACAGAAUCUUUCUAACGGAAUCCACCAUUAUUACUUAAAUCCACCACUCUUCCAUCUCCACGGCACAUCGAACCAGAUGAGAGUCCAGAAAUGGCUUUCCGGGAUUUCUUGUUCUAUCGUCUCUUGCUGUACAUAUACGUGGCAGUGCAAACAGCAGGCACGAGAGCAGGGCAACAUGUGUUUUGAGUCUACGCUUUGCAUGAAUCCCUCAUCCCAUUCCCAUUCCCUGCAUGCUGCCUCGGAAGGUUUUAUUGGUCUGGGACGCAGCUGAGAUCGACAGGAAACAUUUGGUUCAAACCAUAUGCUGGCAGCCCAAAGCACUGCCGGAGAGACUGCUGUACCUGAGCCUAUACUGGUUUGAUGUUUGUCUUUCUAGAAACUGACACCUGCCCCUCUCCCUCACUGAAGUCAGUAGUAGUUAAUGCUUAGCUUUUCCUCCAGGGAUCUCAAAGCAUUUUACAAACACUGGGGAUGAUUCUGCUUGGGUCCCUGAGUAUUUCACUUGAGUAAGGAAUGCGGCCUCCCAAUGCCUUUGUGAAUCAUUUUAGAGAUGAGUAAACUGAGGCAUGCAAGGGCCACAUGACAGAGGUGAGGCAAUAAAGAAUAGAACCCAGGAGUCACUGCUCAAACCCAUCGAGCUGCACUCCCUCCCUCAAGAGGACAUUGCAGAAUAAUGCUACAUACUGUUUCCAUUUAAACAACAAUAAUACUUGUAUAGAUAGUGCUGCUCAUCAGUAGAUCUCAAAUCGUCCUGCCAUGGCUGGUGAGCAUCAUUUUACAAAUAGAGAACCUGAGACUCAGGGAAGUUCACUAGACUUACCCAGAGUCACACAGCCAAUCAGUGGCAGAGCUAGAAAGAUGCCUCCGGGAAUAGGGGUCCUAGUCUGAUAUCCAGUGCGGGUUCAGUCCACCCUACUGUUAUUCCCCCACUGCUUAAGGUUAUGGCACCAGCCAAGCACCCAUGUAAGAACCAGUUCUACAAAUACAGAUAAUGUGCUUAAUUAUGACACUGAGUCAUUUCUCCCUUUUUGCCGCAGUUGUGUCCUUCCCACAACUCGACAGCCACUGGCAUAGCCUCACCUUUUCUUGACCUGUACAAUGAUUUCUAAUUCCUCUACCUGUAUCCAGCAUUGAAAGAUAGUAACAGUUCAUAUUUAAUUAGGUAAAAGUGCUGGCUAUAGGAAUGAAAGUGAAAGUCCCUUGGUGUUAUGACGGGAAAUCCAGUGCUUUCAUUUCAUACCCGAGCUCAAAGAUAAACAACACGAAGCAGGAAAAUCCCAGCUUCCACUCACCUGCCACGCUCUGAAAACAACCUCAUGGGUGAAGCAUCUGCAGAAUAAACGGGAGUGGGAAAGCUUAUAGCUUACAGCUGAAGUCCUCCUCUUGCAAGAUUCCCAGCUGCUGGAAGUGACUUUACGAGGGAACGAAGCAGUCACGGAUCGAAAACUUGUUUUGGAUGCUUGUCAGCUUUCAGAAUAAUACCAAACACUGGAUAUCUGCAGCAUCUUUCACCUCAGGAGCUCAGACAUCUGAGACGCCUGAUGGGCUCCCUCCAGAAAACAGCUGUCUGCGUCCUGUUCCUGUUUUUCUCAAGUGCCUCCCACAGCAAACUUGCACCCUUCACUUGCAGUGAUGUCAAGACAGAAUAUAACGAAACGGCAGCAAUUUCAUGUUUUGGCAAAAAUAAGAUUACAAACAUGGUAGUUAAGCGCUGUGAAAACUGUAAUGAACAGAACUCGUGCUCAGAAAGUUUUAUUAACACGUGGACAGGAAAGGAUUCCAGUGAAAAGGGAAGAAUUCAGUUGGUGCUACAACACAGCGUUUCUGAAUUGCACAUACAGGAAGUAAAAGCAACUGAUCAAGGAGGUUAUAAAUGGCAUAUUUAUUCUGAUGCUGGGGAAGACGAUGGAUGUAUAACCCUUGAGAUUACAGUUCCAGAAAUUGAGCCUAUCCUAACCAGAAACGGAAGAAAGCUCGCCUGUCUGUCACCUAUAGGGCAUCGAGAAAGGCAGAUCCAUUGGUUCGAUGGCCACGGGACUAACCUGACGGGCAGAGCAAGCCUGGUAUCUGAGGAAGCAGAAGGUGGUUUAACCAGCCUUACCAGCACUCUCCAUGAGAAACCCAACUUAACUGCCUCCGAGUAUUGCUGCACUGUGCUGUAUGAUGUGCACACCAAGAGAAACAAAACCAAGUGCAUUCGUGCCCACAAAGCAGUCGCCGAUUACCUUCAUUUUACUUCAACCCCAGAUCAGGAAAUUCCGAAGACCAUGAAAGAGCACAUUCCCAUCAUUCUAGUGCUCAUCGUUCUGGUUCUCUGCUGUUUUGCAGCUGUUCUAUACUACAGGCACCGCCAGCGAGCAAUGGCCAGAGGGAGUUUUGCAGACCUAUUAAGGACCCUCCUUCCAAUUUUGAGACAACAUGAAAAAGCAGAAGAAAAAUCACUUAACCAAGAAUGUGACGUGUGAAAACAAGAUGGCUCCUGAAUGAAAAUAAUGAUCCAGCCUGCACCAAUGCAACUGAAUUUAAGCAAAGCAGUAGAUACAGAAACUCAGACAUUCAGUACAUACACGCUAAGCAAUCAAACAAUGUGAAGCAACUAGCAUUUUAAAGACUUUUUUUGACAGACAUCCCCUGUUUUGGAGACUGGUGGCUACAUUCUCCUCUCAUUUCACUGGUGUAACUCAUUGGAAAACGUGGCCUGAUAAUUUGAGCAGAGUUCUUUCCCUCCCUGAAACACUGAUGCUUUAAGGCCGUAUUUUCCCCAGUUUUGUUGGAAUCAAAGCUUUGUUUCCUACCUUAAUAGCCAGCCCUUUGGGAUGGGCUAAUAUGGUAGCUACAUGGAUGGAACAUUUCAUCCCCUGCAUUAUGUAGCAUUAUUAACUUGCAGCCAUCAGGACAGAAGUGCUGUGCAUGAUCACAAAGACGUUCUGAUGUGAGUGCCAAUCUAAUUCACCAACCAAAUGCUGUGUUGUGAGGGGACUCUGGAACUGGGAAACCACCCCUGACUCAGCACCAACUUCAAUUACUUGAAAGAAUUGUCUGAUGAAUAGACACACUGAAGAGAAAAUGAAUGUAAAUGGGGCCCCAACUUCACAGUUAGAUUGCAGAAGUCAAUUGCACUGAUUUUCUUCCGACACAUGAUAAAAAAUAUAAAAAGAACGUGGGGAAUCUUGUUUUGUGGGCUGACAGUGACCUGGAUUAUUUCAUCCUAAAGAAUGAAAGUGUGCUGUUUGUCAAGGUUUUUAAUCAGGUAAUUAAAAUAUGGAUUUAGGACACUAACUUUAGGCAUCCAUUGAAAAAAAUCUUGGCCAUGGAUUUUAUCCAAAUGUCUUGCUAUGCUGAAAGACACAGAGAUACCUGCCUUCCUCCCUCUGGCUGAAAAGCUGUGGGAGAUUCCCAUAGGGCCAGAUUUAGGUAAUUUUUUCCAAACACUCUCUGGGGAAAGGCCAGGCCUUUUGAAACCCUUGUUUAAAUAAUCUUAAUUGAAAGUUGCACCAGUGGUUGCUGGGUAUUGUAGUACCCACCAGGCUUAAACAACUUCUCCCCAAGCAGACAUACAGCUGCCUAGGAUGCCAGGGAACCUUGUCCUAGAUAACUAGUGCAUGUUUGGGAGAUGCUGGUUUGUCGUCCUCUGAAAUGUUCACUAUUAGUUGCUAUUAGAGGUAAAACACUAGCCUUGAUGGGCCACUGGGCUGAGCCUACAUUCCUGUUGGUGACACUCCAGUUACCCACCAGCGACACAAGGGCCUGCACAUGGGUGUGUUAGAACCUGGAGGUGGGAGGAUUUGUGAGACUAUUCGUCCUCCUGUCACUGGGUGCCUCCAUCGCUGCCCAGACAGUGUACCGUACCUCCAGGCCAGUCUGUGUUGACUCACAGUCACACACAUGCCUGGCCGUUACCCUUUCACCGGGGGUGUAUUUAUUCUUUCCUUACACGCUGUGAGGAUUUCAGUGCAGGGUUAUAGCAAGAGACUUCCAUGCACCUUCACUCCUCAGCCCAGGCGCACCCUCUGAGCUCCCCUUGCUUCCUGUUCCUCCCACUUACAGCCUCCCAAUUACAUCGUUAGCCCAGGGGCUCAUAAUCCCCCGACACAAAGUGUCUAAUUGGCUUCAAUUAAUCCUGCACUCUUCCCAGUGCUGCAGCAAACUCAGUGACCAGGGUGCUAUUAGUAGUAUCCUGUCACACCUCUUCUAGCUGAGUUUUAAACCAGUUAUUAGGCCCAGGACCUAACUUCUUCAGGGCAGGAAGCUGCAGACACAAAAUUCCAUCCAAACCUAUGCAAACAGCUGGCAAUCCCAUGACCCGGUAUCCAUUGGGUUCAUCUCAGGAAUCUGUUAAUCAACGAGGUGGAUCUUCUUAUCAUUGCUAUGCUGAUUCAUUCUCUGUUAAUUAAGGCCAAAGUUGUAUCUGCAAUUAUAGUGUAUUUUACGUACAUAGAAUGUCAUGUGUAUAGAGCCAAAGGUAAUGCAGACCAAAGUCUGACACUGUCCUUUCAGAUUCUGGAGCAUCAAACCCGUAAUGGCAAUUCCAGUCGGCUCUUUUUGAAUCUUUCAGUUGGUCUAUGUUGGUUUCUAGUGCUGGGCCAGACACCAGUAGCCCAAUAAUGAAACUAUUGCUCUGUGCCAAUCAUAUGAGUAUUGCUCUGUGCCAAAACUUUUUUGCCAGCAGAAUCAGUAGAAACCAGAUAAAAAUUUUCUAAUGGAAUUUCCAUUAGUGACAUUUUUAAAAUGUGAACCAAAGUUAUUCCUUUGUCAUUCAAGUUGCCACAGGAGCUUGUGUUCCAGAAUUAGCUCUAGCAUUGUCUCUGUCUGUGGAUAGCAUUUUCUUUCUUGACAUUUUUUCUUCCAGAAAGGCUCCAAGCCGGCACCAACUUGCCCCAACUCUCCUCACAGCUCCUUCCCACUUACUUCUCCCAUUGCCCCUCCUCCCCCCUCCCCCCCCCCCCCCCCGCUGCGUGCAUGGCCCAGGCCAGACAGGGCUGUGGACACUUACUGCCAAGCAGGUAACUGUGGCUGUACGUGAGGAAGGGACAGGCUGCUAGCCCAUGAUUGUUCAUGGAGGAGUCUUGAUUUCCCUUCACCUGUAUCUCACAGAGCAGGGAGCUGAGGUGAUAUGUGGCGGGAGGGUCACGUGGGGUCAUGUGCCCGCCCCAGAUUUCUGCCAGGGUGGGACUGGGGCUGAGCGUGGCUGAAUGGGGCAUGCCUGAGAAAGGCACCUAGCACUCCCACUGACCCCUGCUAGGAGUUGCCCAUAGCAGGGAAGAGAGACGGGGCUGGCAGUUCACCUAUAUGCAGCUAUAGCUAUGCAAGAUACCUACAGUAGGAGACAAUGGAAUAUUUUUUAGUUCCUCGGAGCUUGCUAUUCAUACCAGAAACAAGGGCAAUAAUCAAAGGACAUCUGCUAAUAGGUCGCCCCUGUAUGAUGUUCAAGUCCCCGGUGAUAAUCAGACGCUUGUACGACCAAGGCCAUAAUAUGCAACUUCCAAAGUAUAGAAAGUUUUGAACUAAACUACUUGGCUCUGUGCCCCUUUAACCAAUCCUGUAAAUAACUGUAAUCAAAACACAAAUGCAAGUUUUAUAAUCCAAUGGAUGAAUGCAUUCUGCUAAAAUGAGAAUUGCUGGCUGUGGUGUCAUUUUAGCACCCAAUCUACUCAAUGAUAUGAAAGUUUUUCACAUAGAAAUUAAAGAGCCAUUAAAUCCACUUACUGGCAAGUGGAAAAUUAUUUCUCUAAGUUUUUAGUCUCUGGAUUCUUUCUGUCUGCUGACUGAACAGAAGGUUUUAACCAGACAGGAUUUUGAAGUCACUGUUUUGAUUUCUAUCUUAAUUAUUAUAGUUGGAAAGAAGACUAAAAAUUGUUUAAAAUGGUUUAAAAAUUGUAUAUAAACAAGGUUUCGGGAUUCUUUUCUGGCACUUGAGGCCUUUAGUAUGAAGGACGGUUGUGCUUUAUCCUUCCAUCCCUUAGGGUUUAAAAUCUGAAUUACAAUAAUUAGCAAAGCUGAAUGGGUUUCAACCUAAUUCUCCAUUUUGGGGUAACUAAUGCAUGGGGAAUAUCUAGAGAGAAACAUGGAAAUAAGGCGAAAGAUUUUAAAAGAACCACCAACCACCUCUGAGCACUGUAAAUAGUGAAAUCCCCCACCUUUGUGAUUACCACCUUUAAACACCGCGGGAGAGGGGGAAGAGGAGUCUCACAACAUCCACUGAAGAUGAUCAGAUGCAAAGAAAGUGAUUAAGCUCCCACCCUAUGUGGAAGGCAGGGGUGGGAGAGUAAGGAGUGCACUGCUUAGGCACUCACUCGUCGCCCCAACGGCCGAUUGCCACGCCUCUAUGGAGCUCUUCUCUGGCCCUCUCCACUAGCUUCUCUGCUGGCCGCUCACCACGCCUCAGGUAGGGGCUGCCCAUCCUAGAGGCAGGUGCACACGUCUUUCUCCAACAGGCCGUCUAGACUCCGAAUUAGUUACCCGUCACAGUCGUUAUCAUCUGCCUUCAGACGCCCCACUAUCAUUGCGAAAACCUGUCUUGGUGUCAUCAGGGAAGAACAGACCAACAAGGGAUUGCCUCAGUGAUCCUCUCUCGAGACUCUAUACGAACUAAGAGAUAGAGGUCCUGAGCAACCGACAGAAGGGUGAUAUAUGUAUCUCAUACGUAUCUUGUACCCCAUCUGGUAUUGAUUUGGGUCCUGGCUUCACACCACGUAUUCACUAGGUUACUGUACAUGUAAAAGAAUAAGUUUCAGUUAAUGUUUACUCACUUCCCUGUCCCCACUUUGUAAACAUCUCCCCAAAUAAACAUUUUCUGUUUGGUUUACAUAA